This is a messenger RNA of Caenorhabditis bovis, 1515 nucleotides long. Lineage: Eukaryota; Metazoa; Nematoda; Chromadorea; Rhabditida; Rhabditidae. The record is from the annotation of a GenBank genome assembly.
AUGCCGGAUUUACUUUCGGAUAGUAUCUCAGUAAUCAGCAUCACUAGUAAUUCUUCACGAAUGAGUGCAAAGGCAAGACCACCUAUUAUAAGCCCUUUUAUGCCAUUCUCUACUCAAGUAUCAAUUGAUCCAAGAGAAAACGAGUGCUAUCAAACUUACGGAAGCACAUCUUCAAAUCUCCAAGAAUCCAACUCUUCGAGUUCGGACAAUGACGACGAAACAGAGAGUCUUGAGGAAGAGCCGGCCAAAGGGUUCAUCAGGGAUUGGAUAGAUAAUAUCAAAUCUUUCAAUGCUUCCCAACUUAUUACGAUCGCAAUUCUUUGCUCUUCGAAUCUCUGCUCGACUACAGCAUUUUCUUGCAUCGCACCUUUCUAUCCAGCGGUCGCAAAGAGCAAAUUGCUUUCUGAAACUCAAACUGGUAUUGUGUUCGGAAUUUUUGAAUUUGUGAUGUUUCUCACAGCACCAUUUCUUGGAGUAUACAUUCAUCGCUUUGGAAUUUUCCGCAUGUAUAUUUUUGGACAAAUUAUGACAGGAAUAACGGCCAUAAUAUUCGGAAUGCUGAUUUUUCUACCAAAUGGCCUACUAUUCUUCUUUGGAAGUUCAUUUAUACGCAUUUUUGAAACAUUCGGAGAUGCUGCAUUUGUGACAUCGAGUUUCGUUAUCGCUGUCAAUCAAUUUCCAAAAAAUGUGGCUUUUGUUCUUGCCCUGAUGGAAACAUUUGCCGGUUUGGGUUACUCAGUUGGUCCAAUGAUUGGAGGAAUACUAUAUGACAUGGGUGGAUUUAUGGUUCCAUUUUUGAUUCUUGGACUCGUGCUUAUUGUGAAUACAAUGUGUGGAGCAAUGUUGAUCAAAUAUAAAAGCGAAACCAUUAUAGAAGACGACGGUAAAGGAAUUCUAGCAAUGCUCAAAAUUCGAGACAUUUGGUUAUCUUUAUUUGCUGUUUUCUGUUGUGCCGUUUCACUUUCUUAUCUUGAUCCUGCAUUGCCCCCACAUCUAGAAACGUUCAAAUUAAGCACAACUCAGAUUGGUUUUAUGUUCUUUCUGAGUGGAGGAUCAUAUGCUGUUUCGUCUCCCUUAUUGGGUCCACUGGUCGAUCAUUACAAUCACGGCACCUUGCUAACAUUAGUUGGUGCCAUUUUCACCGCAAUUGGACUCCUUCUCAUUGGACCAUCCCCUCUUUUCAAUCCAUAUCUUCAACCAAGUCUCAUCUACACUGGUGUGGCACUUUUCAUUCUUGGUAUUUCGUCAAGUUGUCUUUACGUCCCAGCUUUUCAGAUGUGCCUUGAUUCAGUGAAGGAGCAUGACUUCAAAGAUAACUACCGCACUUACGGAUGUAUUUCUGGAAUUUUCCAAUCCGCUUUUGGAUUUGGAUCAUUUAUUGGACCAACAUUAGGAAGUUACUUGUCUGAGCAAAUUGCAUUCGCCUGGACUACGACGGUUGUUUCAAUUCUGCCAAUUGUCUUGUUCUUCUUAUUGAUUCUGAACUACAGCGCCAAAAGAUGCUCGAAAGAUUGA